AUGCAGCCUUUGAAAAAGUUGAUGGCCAUCUUAAAACCCCAAAAUCUGACUGUGAGUGAACAAAGUGAAGUUCUACAAGCAGGUGUGUCUUGGCAGAAAGAAACCAUACCAGUAAUGGAGUUCUGUGAUUCUGAGGCCUCUCGUCAGAAGUUCAGACAGUUCCAAUAUGUGGAAAGGGCUGGGCCUCAUGAAUCACUAAACCAGCUCUGGGAGCUCUGCCUUCAGUGGCUUCGACCAGAGAUUCAUACCAAGAAUCAGAUCCUAGAGUUACUGGUGCUAGAGCAAUUUCUCACAAUCCUCCCUGAAGAGGUUAGAAUUUGGGUGAAAUUACAACAUCCAAAGAACAGCAAAGAGGUGGUGACCCUCAUAGAGGAUGUGAUUGAAAUGCUUAAAUAUGAAGAUGUAUCCUAUAAGGAUUCUGUCCUACAAAGGGACAAUUUCAAGAAGGAGGAUAUGGAAGCUGGCUCACUAACCGACAAGUUCCAGGAACCAGUGACAUUCAAAGAUGUGAUUGUGGAAUUCAAUGAGGAAGAAUGGGGACAACUGGAUUCAGCUGUAAAAAACCUGUACAGAGAUGUGAUGCUGGAGAACUACAACAACCUGAAUUCGUUGCGUAAAGGGCAUCUGCAUUCCAAACCAGUUAAGAUUCCCAAUUUUGAAAGUGAGAAAAAACAACAGAUAAUGGAGGAAGAAACCCCAGGAAGGACUGAUUUGGACAGGGAGACUAUUUCAGAAGAAAAUGUUUCCUUUCCAAAGCAGAGGAUUUCUGGAGAAGAAUCAUCUCAUGAAGUGUUUAUGACAAGUAAUCCCUCUUCAUUAGAUGGCUGGAAAGAUGAUGGUUGGAUCUCUGGGAAUCAAGGAAAUAGGGACCUUUAUUUGCCACAAGAAACUCCAAUCCAUAAAGAAAUCCACACUACGGAGGAAGACUCUAAAUAUGGUGGAUAUGAGAGAGGCUUUACUGUUAAUUCUGUUAACUCAAUUUGUGAUUUACAAAAGGAAGUUCCUAUCAGAAGGGAGUCCCCAAAAUGUGACACAUUGAAAGCCAACUUCCAAUUUAAUUUAUACACAGUAGCUAAGCAACAUUCAGGAUAUAACAAAUGUAAGAAAACCUUGAACCAGAGUACAGCUAUUAAUAAACACCUAGAAACUCAAACCACAGUGAAUUCUUAUGAGUGCUAUCAAUGUGGGAAAGCCUUUAGCCGGAGUUCAUCUCUUAUUCGACAUCAUAUAAUUCACACAGGAGAAAAACCAUAUAAAUGUUUAAAAUGUGGAAAAUUCUUCAACCGGCGUACAAACCUUAGUAAACAUCAGAAAAUUCAUGCUGAAGCAAAUAUCUGUGAAAGUAAUAGAUGUGGAAACACCUUUACUAAACAUGAAGAUGAGAAUAAAAAUUCAGUGUUGCAUUCCAGAGAUAAUCUCUAUAAAUGUGUUGAUUGUGGAAAAUCUUUCAACCGGAGCUCCUCCCUUAUUAGACAUCAAAUGAUUCAUACAGGAGAGAAACCAUUUAAAUGUAAGAAAUGUCAUAAAACCUUCAACAGGAAUUCAACCCUUGUUAAACAUCAGAAACUUCAUACUUGA
Elephantulus edwardii (Cape elephant shrew) is the source of this 1578-nucleotide messenger RNA. RefSeq names its product zinc finger protein 215 (gene ZNF215). Gene Ontology annotation, molecular function: DNA-binding transcription repressor activity, RNA polymerase II-specific. Bases 1 to 1578 code for a protein of 525 amino acids. The record is from RefSeq and is a predicted model, not a curated record. Gene Ontology annotation, biological process: negative regulation of transcription by RNA polymerase II. The transcript is spliced from 5 exons. NCBI's taxonomy places the organism in Eukaryota, Metazoa, Chordata, Mammalia, Macroscelidea, Macroscelididae.